CAUCUCCCAGAAUCCUUCAAAUUCCAGCAUCCCUAUCGAAGCUGACGUCACCCACCCUAAGUAACGUAGCCCAUUGUACGUAAUUUUCAUUCAAGUUGUAUUUGAAUAAGGAAGAUGGCGGCUGCGGCGGUGGUUGAAUUUCAGAGGGCUCAGUCUCUCAUUAGCACGGAUCGCAAUGCCUCUAUUGACAUCCUUCAUUCAAUAGUGAGAAGAGACGUUCAGGAGAACGAUGAGGAAGCUGUCAGGGUUAAGGAGCAAAGCAUCCUGGAGCUGGGGACCCUCUUGGCAAAGACGGGACAAGCUGCCGAACUGGGGGGCCUGCUGAAAUUUGUGAGGCCCUUCCUGAUUUCCAUCAGCAAGGCCAAGGCAGCUCGGCUGGUCCGGUCUCUGCUCGACCUCUUUCUGGACAUGGAGGCCGCCACGGGGCAGGAGGUGGAGCUGUGUCUGGAGUGCAUCGAGUGGGCCAAGACAGAGAAGAGGACCUUCCUGCGACAGGCGCUCGAGGCCCGGCUGAUCUCGCUCUAUUUCGAUACCAAAAGAUACCAGGAGGCCUUGGCUCUUGGCACGCAGCUGCUGCAGGAGCUGAAAAAGAUGGACGACAAAGCUCUGCUUGUGGAGGUUCAGCUGCUGGAAAGUAAGACGUACCACGCCCUCAGUAACCUCCCCAAGGCCCGCGCCGCCCUCACCUCGGCCAGAACCACCGCCAACGCCAUCUACUGUCCUCCAAAGCUCCAGGCAGCACUGGACAUGCAGUCAGGGAUCAUCCACGCAGCGGAGGAGAAGGACUGGAAGACGGCCUACUCCUACUUCUUUGAGGCCUUCGAGGGCUACGACUCCAUCGACAGUCCCCGAGCCAUCACCGCUCUCAAAUACAUGCUUCUGUGCAAAAUCGUGCUCAACCUUCCAGAGGAGGUACAAUCCCUGAUCAGCGGGAAACUGGGUCUGCGGUAUACCGGCCGACAGGCAAAUGCACUGAAGUGUGUUGCCCUGGCCAGUAAGAACAGAUCAUUAGCAGACUUUGAGAAGGCGCUCACAGAGUACAAAGCAGAGCUGAGGGACGACCCGAUCAUCAACACUCACCUGGCCAAGCUGUACGACAGCCUGCUGGAGCAGAACCUCAUUCGAGUCAUCGAACCGUUUUCCAGAGUCCAGAUCGAGCACAUAUCGGAUCUGAUCAAACUACCGAAGGGCGACGUGGAGAGGAAACUAUCGCAGAUGAUCCUGGACAGAAAGUUUCACGGAAUCCUGGACCAGGGGGAGGGCGUCCUGAUCAUUUUCGAGGAGCCGCCGGUGGACAAAACCCAAGAAGCUGACAUAGAGCAGCCGGCGCCCGCUCAGACGGAGGAACUGUGUGUGUUUUUUGCUAAAAGCGUGUGUAACAUUUUUAAAGGCCGGGAUAAGGGAGAGCAGCAAGUCCCGCAAAGCCCCCCCCAACCCCAACCUCCCACACCCCCCCCAUCAAACUCAGCUCCUCCUCCCAAACAGACAAUUUCAUAA
This is a messenger RNA of Menidia menidia (Atlantic silverside), 1497 nucleotides long. The record is from the annotation of a GenBank genome assembly. NCBI's taxonomy places the organism in Eukaryota, Metazoa, Chordata, Actinopteri, Atheriniformes, Atherinopsidae.